Molecule: messenger RNA, 1380 nt
Organism: Psammomys obesus (fat sand rat)
Lineage: Eukaryota; Metazoa; Chordata; Mammalia; Rodentia; Muridae
Gene: Bpifb2
Product: BPI fold containing family B member 2
Exons: 15
Coding region: 1-1380 (459 amino acids)
Molecular function (GO): lipid binding
Source: RefSeq, a predicted model, not a curated record
AUGGCUGGGGCAUGCAGUCUGGGCCUGCCCCUGGUGCUGCUGCUGGCUGUGGCGAGGGCCUCCUCGCCUGGCACCGUAGUCCGACUCAACAAGGCAGCACUGGAUUACGUGUCGGACAUCGGGAAAGCCCCCCUCCAGCGGGCCUUGCAGGUCACUGUCUCUGAUUUCCUGGAUCCAAGUGGUGAGGUGCCCCAGUCUACCAGGGUCCAGAUUCUGGAUGUCCACCUGCCCCAUCUCCACUUGAAGUUCAUUGCUGGUUUGGGGGUACGCUUAUCUGCAGCAUCCAAUUUCACAGUCAAAGUGUUUCGCGUCCCAGAGCCCAUGGAGCUGGUGCUGCCUGUGACCUUGGUGGCUGAUGUGCACGUGGCCCGGGACUCCAUUGGGACCCCUGUGCUCAGCAUCCCUGCCUGCUCUUCAGUCUUCAGCCCAGCCAGGAUGCUGAAGGGACGUAACAGCACCUCCCAGGAGCUGCUGGACCUGGUGCAGGAGCACAUGAAAGCUGACCUGAGCAACAAGUUGUGCUUGCAUGUCUCUGGCCUGGUCCAGGACCUCAAUGUCCACUUGGGCACCUUAAUAGGACUGAGUCCUGUGGGGCCCGAGUCUCAGAUCCGCUACUCCAUGGCCAGCGAGCCCACCAUCACCACUAACUACAUAUCCCUGGAUGUCAGAGCUAUGCUCUUCCUGCUUGGCAAACCCAUCCUCCUGCCUCUGCACGGUGCUUAUCCCUUUGUGUUGCCAUGGCCGUCGGGUAACGAAGGAGCCAUGGCAACCGUGGGGCUCUCCCAGCACCUGUUCGACUGUGUCCUCCUGUUGCUGCAGAAAGCCGGCUCUCUCAACCUGGACAUCACGGGGCAGCUGAAUUCAAAGAACAACCCUCUGAACACGUCCACGCUGGGCCAGCUGAUCCCUGAGGUGGCCCACCAAUUCCCUGAGCCCAGGCCCGUGGUACUCAAGGUGCAGCUGGGCGCCACACCCAUGGCCACGCUCCACACCAACAACUCCACUCUGAAGCUGCAGCCCUUUGUGGAGGUCUUUGCUGCUUCCCCCAACUCAGCCUUGCAUUUCCUCUUCUCCCUGGAUGCGAUAGUGAACCUGAGCCUUCAGCUCUCCGUGUCUAAGGCGAAGCUUCGGGGGACCACAUCUGUAUUGGGGGAGGUCCAGCUCUCUGUGGCCACCUCCAACGUGGGCUCCAUUGAUAUGGAUCAAGCGUACACACUCAUAAGCACUGUGUUUCAGAAGCCCCUGCUGGAGCACCUCAAUGCUCUGCUGGGCAUGGGGAUUGCCCUCCCCAGCGUGCUCAAUCUCCAUUAUGUCCGCUCUGAGGUCUCAGUCCUCGAGGGCUACGUUGUGAUAUCCAGUGGACUUGCCUACCAGCGCUGA